Messenger RNA from Dendrobium catenatum, 1383 nucleotides. Its product is annotated as putative disease resistance protein RGA4. Gene Ontology annotation, molecular function: ADP binding. Gene Ontology annotation, biological process: defense response to other organism. NCBI's taxonomy places the organism in Eukaryota, Viridiplantae, Streptophyta, Magnoliopsida, Asparagales, Orchidaceae. The transcript has 4 exons. The coding region runs from base 1 to 1383 and encodes 460 amino acids. The record is from RefSeq and is a predicted model, not a curated record.
AUGGUUCUGAGGCAACCACGGGACCCGGAGACUCCAGGGGAUUCUGCAUUUCAGAGUCAGCCCGGGUUCCUGAUUAAAGGUGCUCGCCAAAUUGGCGAACGUGCUGUCAAAGUUGAUCCCAACUUGAAGAGGCUUGAGGAGGAGGUGAAGAAACUAGGUAAAGUUUCAGCUGAGGUUAGUACUAGUACUUUUCUUCGUCUUAUAGAUGGCGCAAAGCAGGAGCAGCAGCGUGAGUUGUCCGAAGAACGUGAAACAGGAUCCUUCCCUACAAAUGAUCUCAUCGGUAGAAGGGAGGCUAAGGAUGUUGUUAUGCAGUGGUUGAAGAGGCCAUCAAAUGAGCCUCGGGGAGCUAAGGAUGUUGUUAUGCAGUGGUUGAAGUGGUUGAAGAGGCCAUCAAAUGAGCAUCGGGGAACUGAUUUGUAUAGAAACAUUUCUCUUCUAUCUUUUGUGGGCCAUGGUGGUAUGGGAAAGACAACUCUGUUGCAACAUGUCUAUAACGAUGAAAUCACACAGGAAUUUAAUCUUAAAACGUGGGUUAGUGUUUCCAACAACUGUGAUGUGAAAAAAGUCAUUGCAGAUAUAUUGGAAUCUCUUAAGAAGGAGAGGAUAUGUUUGGAGAAAAUUGCUGCACUUCAAGAUAGCCUUCGGACUGGGAUUAUAUCAAAAAAGUUCUUACUUGUGCUGGAUGACAUUUGGGAGGAGGAAGAUAAUGGGAAAUGGGAGAAGUUGCUCUCCCCUCUGGCUCAUGGGAAUAUUGGUAGUAGAAUUUUGGUAACAACUCGAAUGGACUCGGUUGCAAUGUUGAUUGAAAAGAGAACCCCCCUGAAAAAUUUAAGAGACAUUGCUGGAGAGAUGGUUAAAAAGCUUUUAGGAUCUCCUUUGGCAGCGAAGGUCAUUGGUGGUGUUCUAAGAGACAAAUUGGAUGAAUCGCAUUGGAGGAAACCAACUCAAGGAAUGACUAUGGAGGAUUUCAGAGGAAGGUAUUUUGAUGUUUUACUCAAAAAAGCUUUAUUUGACAAGGUCAAAUAUGACUUCAUUGUCAGAGAUGACUACAAGAUGCAUGAUUUAAUACAUGAGCCAGCAUCUAAAUUUUUUGCACAAGAAUGCAUUAAUGCUUUGGAUGAUGAAAGGUCAUUUCUCGAAAUUUCUGAGACUAUUCGACACUUGUCUGUUCUAAAUGCAAAGUCAUACAUCUUAAGAAAGAUUGAGAAGUUUAAACAUUUGCAUUCUCUUUUCUUGUUCUAUAAAGCUUCUGAUGAGGAUAUUUCUAGUGCACUUACAAAAAUAUUCGAAGCAUCGACAAACCUACGGUUAUUAUACGUAUUUGCUUCAUACUUAAAAGUAAUACCCGAGGAGAUUGGAAAUUUAAAACAUCUUCGAUAA